Molecule: messenger RNA, 2147 nt
Organism: Loxodonta africana (African savanna elephant)
Lineage: Eukaryota; Metazoa; Chordata; Mammalia; Proboscidea; Elephantidae
Gene: LRRC14B
Product: leucine rich repeat containing 14B
Exons: 5
Coding region: 1-2097 (698 amino acids)
Cellular component (GO): cytoplasm
Source: RefSeq, a predicted model, not a curated record
AUGGCCAAAUCAGUUUGUGCUGUUCCUGCCACCACCUGCUCACCCCCAGCCGCUGCGCUGCCACAGUCCGAAGACUCCCGGGAAGGUGUCCUGCUCUCCGCAGGGUCACAUACUCAUAGCUCUGAGACCCCUGCCUUCACGGAAGAGCUUGCAGUCUACGCUCUCGGGGGCAGGAGUCAGAGGCAGAGGACCAGCCUCCCAGCUCCCUGCCCAGGGAGCCAGAUGCUGGAGCCACUGCAGAAACGGGCAGAUAAACAGGUAAAGGAGCACGGAGUCAGCAGUAGCUGCCCCAGUAGCCUUGCCCCAAAUGAUGGUGCUCCUGAGGGGGGUCACAUCAUCAGUGACUACAAACGCCUGUUGGUGCUGGGGGCUGAUGUGGACGCCAUGCUUGGAAAGGGCUUGUUGUUCACAGAUGCCUUCACGUGGAAUCUGACGUCAGAUGACAGCAGGAGCUGGCUGCACUCACAGCAGCUGCAGCUAAAAAUAGGCGUGAAGGACCAACUCCCUCCAGAGGGUCCCAGUCCUCAGCCGUCCUGCCUGGGGGCCUGUGGCACCAUGAGGUCACUGCGUUGCCUUUCCUCCGAGGCCCUGGCGGCCCAUGCGCCGGUGGCCUUGCAGAGCCUGGACUGUGUGGCCCACAACCUCUACCCUCUGCUCUUCAAGGCCAGCUACUUGCUGGAGCAGGUGGACCUGGUGCAGGCCUUGCUGGUGCGCUGGCCGCUGGAGGAGUUCCGGCUCGGCGCGCUGCUGGGGCCGGGCACCGACCAUCCCGAGGACCUGCGCGACCGGCCCUGCCGGCCCUGCCUAGAGGCCUGCGUGCGCGGCCUGAGGGGCCACGUGCUGCGCGCUGAGGGCCGCACGCAUCUGCGGCUGGCGGACCUCACCGGCCUGCGCGACGUGCAGGAGCCGCGGUGCCGCUGCGGACGGACGCUGGGCCGCUGGGGCCGCACGGAGCUGCUGGCCCGGGCCUGUUUGGAGCUGCAGGCAGAGCCACGCGUGGCUGGGAGCCCCACCGUCGAAGUGCUGGCUGACCUUUUCGUCACCGAAGGCAAUUUUGAGGCGGUGGUGCGCGCCCUGCGACAGGCGGGCACCGCGCCGCUGCGGUUGCUCUGCCCUUCGUUCAGGGCUGACAGCCUGCGCCCGGCCCAGCUACUGCAGGUGCUGCGGCUGGCGGGCCCCGGGGCACUGCGCAGGCUGGAGGUGGUGCACAACGUACGGCUGCAUGCCGGUCACGUGGAGCAGCUCCUGGCGCAGGUGCGCUUUCCCCGGCUGACGGCGCUCACGCUGCCCGCCAAGGCCUUCGACGCGCCGCCGCUGGCCCAGGGGUCCGGCCCCCACGACGAGGACUCCCACCUGGCUGCCAUCGCCAGGGCGCUCAGCCAGAUGACCCAGCUCACUGAGCUCAGUGUGGCCUUUUCCACGCUCACUGGCAAGGUCCAGCAGCUGCUGGGCCCCCUGCAGACCCCACUUCGGACCCUGGACCUGGCCAACUGUGCCCUGAACUAUGCAGACAUGGCCUUUUUGGCAAGUUGCCCCCACGCUGCCCACCUGGAGGUGCUGGACCUUAGUGGUCACGACCUGGUCAGCCUGUACCCAUCCACCUUCUUCCGGCUGCUCAGCCGUGCCGCCCCCUCACUGCGGGCCCUCACCUUGGAGGAGUGUGGCAUCGGGGACCAGCACGUGAAUAGGCUUGUCCUGGGCCUGAGCCCCUGCCUCCAGCUGCAGGAGCUCCGGCUCCUGGGGAACCCGCUGUCAGCCCGUGCUCUGCGGAGCCUCUUUGCUGCCCUCUGUGAGCUCCCUGGGCUGCGGUGCAUCGAGUUUCCAGUGCCAAAGGACUGCUACCCCGAGGGUGCCACCUACCCGCAGGAUCAGCUGGCCAUGUCCAAGUUUGACCAGCAGAAGUAUGAGGAGGUGGCGGGGGAGCUGCGUGCGAUGCUACUGCGGGCUGGCCGGGAUGACAUCCAGGCUUCCACACCCCUCUUCGGGACCUUCGACCCCAACAUCCAAGAAAGAAGCCAGGAGCUGGGGGCCUUCCUACUGCAGUCUUUCAAGAGUGCUCUGGAGAAGUUUUCUAGAGCGUUAGAGCAGAUGGAGUAGGCCCUGGAGAUGGCGCCGAGGAUGGGGCAGCUAAGCAUCGGUGUGGGGGC